CGCUGCUCGCCCGUCUGCAGCCCCACGCCGAGCGCCUCGUCUCGGGGAGUUGAUGGCAGCACCACGGUGCGGCCGCCGGGCCGAGCGCACGGCGCAGCCACCCGCCGCCGUCCGCCGAGCAGCCGACAUGUGGGGGGACCGGGGUGGGAGCGGCCGGAGCAGCGCCAGGGACCCGGGCGCGCAGCAGCCUCCGCUCGCUCGCCUGUCCUGACCUGGCUCGCUCGCCCCCCCGAAGAAUGUCAGCCAAGUCCAAGGGGAACCCCUCCUCGUCCUCUGCAGCCGAGGGACCGCCGGCAGCCUCCAAAACCAAGGUGAAGGAGCAGAUCAAGAUCAUAGUGGAGGAUCUGGAGUUAGUCCUGGGCGACCUGAAGGACGUGGCCAAAGAACUUAAGGAGGUGGUUGACCAGAUUGAUACCCUGACCUCUGACCUGCAGCUGGAGGAUGAGAUGACUGACAGCUCCAAAACGGACACUCUGAACAGCAGCUCCAGCAGCACAACGGCUUCCAGCAUAGAGAAGAUCAAAGAACAGGCCAAUGCCCCGCUCAUUAAACCUCCGGCACACCCAUCCGCUAUCCUCACAGUCCUGAGAAAGCCAAACCCUCCACCGCCUCCACCAAGGUUGACACCUGUGAGGUGUGAAGAGCCUCAAAGGGUGGUGCCUACCGCCAACCCUGUAAAGACCAACGGCACUCUGCUCCGGAAUGGAGGCUUAGCGGGUAGGCCGAACAAAAUUCCAAAUGGAGACAUCUGCUGCAUACCCAGCAGUAACCUGGACAAGGCUCCAUUGCCAUCUCUGAUGCACAGACCUGAGAAGGACAGGAGUCCGCAGGCAGGGCCUCGGGAAAGAGUGCGGUUCAGUGAAAAAGUCCAAUACCAUGGCUACUGUCCUGACUGUGAGACUCGGCAUAACAUGAAGAACAGGGAGGUCCAGUUACACAGUGAGCCAGUUCAUCCGCCUGGAAAGAGCCCUCACCAAGGCCCUCCACUCCCUCCUCCUCCUCCUCAUCUCCCCUCUUUCCCGUUAGAAAAUGGGGGACUGGGCCUAAGCCACAGUACCAGCUUCCCCCCUCCCACCCCUGCACCUGUGCCUGCCCCCACUGCACCGAAACCACAAAAGACCAUCCUGAGGAAAUCCACCACCACCACAGUGUAACGUCUGCCGUUCAAGACAACUUUCUGUUUGUUUUUAGUUUUCUAUACGAUAAACGCAAAAUCAUACGUAACGAGCACUUUCUACUCAAGCAAUAAAAAGCCCAAAUAUAUUAAUCUGCAUUCAACAAAAUGGCAUAAAAACCGCCUGGUAAGUAUGCAGAGCGAUGCGUCUGUCCCGGAUGUACAUUCUUUUCCAUGUUCCAUCAUCAGAAACUUCAGAAUAACGAGAAAGUCUGAAUGCAUUUUAUUUUUAUUUUUUGCGAUUGACCUGUGAAAAACUGUGACCUUCAGAUUCCAAGUAUUUUGAUUUACUAUGCGAGAGGAUCUCAAAUAUUUUGGUUGGUUGAUAAAGUCAGGGCAGUUCAUUUCAUUCAUGCCUAACUCAUCUAUGCAUUGAUGAUGUCAUAAUCCUCCCUUUGAUCUAAUGCUUUUUAAUAAGAAUUUUAAUACUGAAGGACUAUUUUAUUAUUUUUCUAAAGAUGUUUGUCAAUAGUUUUGCAUCAUGAAAUGCUGAGAACAAUACCAAAAAGUUUAUUUUCUAUACUAUACAAUUAUGAAUCAUGUGUUCAAAUAUACGUGUAAUAAAAUAUUUUGAGCUUUGGAAA
Molecule: messenger RNA, 1758 nt
Organism: Psammomys obesus (fat sand rat)
Lineage: Eukaryota; Metazoa; Chordata; Mammalia; Rodentia; Muridae
Gene: Prr16
Product: proline rich 16
Exons: 2
Coding region: 237-1154 (305 amino acids)
Biological process (GO): positive regulation of translation; positive regulation of cell size
Source: RefSeq, a predicted model, not a curated record